Molecule: messenger RNA, 4605 nt
Organism: Plasmodium coatneyi
Lineage: Eukaryota; Apicomplexa; Aconoidasida; Haemosporida; Plasmodiidae
Exons: 3
Biological process (GO): proteolysis
Molecular function (GO): cysteine-type peptidase activity
Source: RefSeq, a predicted model, not a curated record
AUGAGGAGUGCACCCCACUGGACGCACAACAUGAGAAGCGCCGAGCGGGAAGGCAACGAGAAAAGCGAACCCAGAGACCCAGACAACUGCAGCUCGCAAGGGAGGGAAAAGAAGGAUGAGAAACAGAAGCAGGAGAAGGAUGCACGAAGGAGAAGCCAACAAUACACCAACGAACUGUGCGAAAUUCUCUCCUCCGAUGACAGCAACCAACAGAUCGAACAAGACACAGACAACUUUAUUAUAGUAGAGCUCAUUUCAUACAUCGGUGGGAAUUCCAGAAUUAUGACCUACUAUCCUAGCACCCGUGGAAGCAAAUCCGGGCAGAACAAGUACCUACACCACUUUUACAGCAAAAAGAGGAUAAAGCUGUAUCUGUGCCUCCACAAAAGGAGCAACGAAAUUUAUAUAUACGAGGUCGAGUCUAGGAAGGUCAGGAGGAGGGAGACACCCCCAGGUAGUGGUGCCUGUGCAGCUGCCGUUCCAGAAGCCAUCUCUAUCCAUGGAGACGAGAUGAGCAAAGUGAGUGCAUUUCUGCACAGCGCUAAAGUUAAAAGUGAACCACCAUCUGGUGAUGCACCCCCACGUCACAAUGAUGAACACAACCCCAUCGUCAACGAAUUUACCUCGUCCUGCAAGGAAGAACCAACCCAUGACUGCAAAUCAGGCAAGUACAAUGUAAAAGUGGAAGAUAAAGCGGCAGUAAUGCUAAGUGAAAACCCUAACUUGGGAGAAAGAUGCACCAAAAAAAUGGUUGUCACAAAAUUGUUCGAUAGCGUACACUGCAGCUAUGACUUUUCCACCAUCGAAUUCACAAAAUUCAACAACCCAGAUGAUAAAACGUUAAACUCCUUGAAAAGCAUUUUGGAGCAGAAGAUUAACAAAGGUGAGAGGGGGGUCUCCCACAAGGGGGAUGCCCCAACAGGGGACGCCCAAAUUGACAGUUGUAGUGUUGAUGGUACUUUCCCGAAGGGCAUUCAUCCUGGUGACCACUCCUGCGGGAAAGCAGACGAGAUGGGAAAAAACGUGACCCACUCAGGCGAUAACGAUAAUGCAUGUGACAGCCAAGUUAAAAUUCUCUUUCUCCAUUUUCGCGAGCCAGCAGACAUAUACAUGAACCAGUUUGCGGCUUUCGAUCAAGGUAACGAAGAAACGUGCACGAAGGAAAUAAACGGCUUCCUGAAGGACGAGCAGCAGCGGCACAUCGAGCUGCAAUGUGCAAAAGCUAAACGGACAAACAACUACGGAUCGCAAAUCAAGCAAAUAACAAACGACCAAAUUGAACAAAGCUUCUUACAAAGUUACGAAAGUGACGUAAGCAUUUACAGCAACGACCUCUACUUCAGCGAUACACAAGUGGUAACAGGAGAAAACGAACCAGACAUAAAUGAGAAGAAGAGAAAAAAAAACUUUCCACUGUUCACUCGAAGCCAUUUAAAAAUUAAGUGGCUUCUACUCAACUUGAAUUUAACAAAAGAGGAAGAAGCAGUCGUACAAAAAUAUGUGCUGUCGAAAAAGGCCAACAUUCUGAGGUCUAGCAAGUCUACCCACGAAUGCAACGACCUGCACUCCAGUUUUUACAAAACGAGGAAGAAGUCCAACGGGGAGCAUACAAAAUCACAUAGGGAAGAAGAAUCUCACUUCCUUAAGGGAGACACCACUUCGAAUGGGAAACCCUACCCCACGCGUAGUACCCGACAGGGUAACUCCCAACCCAGUCAACAGAACAAAAACAACACUGAAAGGAGGAACCUCAAUGAGGCACACCAUACUCACCUAUCCAUGAAUGAUCAGGAUCACAACUACCAGAAUGAGAACACUAUAAAAGAAAAAGUAAAUCAGGGAGAGAACAAAUUAAUGUUCACUUUUAAGUUAGAAGAUGAUGCAGUGAAGACGAGACUGGUAGGCGAUCUCCACCAUGAGCCUGUCUCAGUGGAAGACAGAAUAUCAUGUCAGGGGGGAGCAGCCGACCACGCUGCGGAGGUUGAUCCUGCUGUGCUCGAAUCGGAUGCUUCUGUUGAGCCAGUUUUAUACAACCACACUUCGAUUCAUCCAACUGAUCACGAAGCGCACAGCAAAUUUAUCCCCAGCGUAAACACCUCGAAGGGGAACACCUACCACCAUGAUGACGCCACCACCUGCCAGGAUUCGAGCCGCCCCUCCAAAAUAUGUUCAUCGUACUCCUACCUGGACCAAGGCUCCCAAACAUUAUACGAUCCGGCUACCGACGAUAAUGAGGAAGACACCCAAAAGGGCAGGAAAAGAAAAAUAGAGCAAGUAGAAAAUGCUAACGAGGUGCAAAAUAAAGAGCAAAAAAAUUUUCAUGUUUUAUCGGAGGUGGAAAAAUACGAUGAUACUUUUCCUGAGAUUCGAAAUAGCGAAUGUGAGAUUGUCACCCCCGAGGUGGAAGCCCCAAUCGGCAGGUGUCAAGUGAAAGACGUGAGCAGUACGUCAAACGGGGCGUCAAAAAUUGAAGCAAAUAACGCAUCGAACGAUGCUGCAAACGACACUUCGAACGAUUCCCUUGCGAGUGGCUCCGGCAACUCCAACGUCACCUACAUCUCCGAGACGGACUCCAGGUACAGGCAGUGUGGUGAUUCGGUGGAAGAGAUCCUCCCAAGGGGGGAUGAGCAACAACAAUUUCAGGGUUGCGCGACCGACACGAUGAAUGGCUCCAUAACGUUGCAGUGCGAUGGGUUCGUCGGCAGCUUUGGUGGCUACUCCGACGGGGAGGGUUGCCUCAAGGGGGAUGCUUGCCGUGCCGACCAGGAAGGGGCUAACGGUGCGAGUGGCGUAAGUGGGGACGACCCCUAUCGAUGCCACGCGGAAAGACCAGACAAAACCACCCCAAACAGCGCACCCAACGGAGGCUGCAACGGAAAAGAUGGACUGGGGGCUCUCUUCCUGAAACACAAAGUGGGAAGCCUGUUCGACGUCAUCAAAGUCAUAUGCUGCAACUUCAUGAGGCACUUCAAAUACACCAGCAAGCUAAAGUUCUACAUAACGACAUUUUUAAAUUUCUCAAAAAUAGAAAAAACCAAACUGCAGUUCAUGCAGAAGGAGAGAAUACUAGACACGCACCUGCUCAAAAUGUACGUCAACAAAAAAACGGAAGACGUUAAAAACGCGUGGAAGAUCAACACAUACAAAAUGGACCCACACAAUCUCUUCCGUUUAGGAAAAUUCAAAUACAUCGACGAUUCGAUUAUCGACUUUUUUCACAACUAUAUCUAUUCCUUUGUUCUAAAAAAUGACAAGAGGAAAAAAAACGACAUUUAUAUUUUCAAUACUUUUUUUUAUAAAAAAAUUGAGUUGUAUGAAGAUUCCUGCAAGGCAUAUAUGAGCACAAAUAGGUGGAUUCAAAAGUUGGAUAGGAAGGUGUACGAAUACACCUACGUGUUUGUUCCCAUCAAUAUUAGUAACACGCACUGGUCCCUCGUGCUGCUCUACUUCCCCUUUAAUGAUAAGCAGGAGGGGGAACAAGAAGAAAAAAUAUACUCCCAGAAGGGAAGCACACCCAGUGAAGAAGAUUCCCCAAAGAGCAGCAUGACCAGUGAACGCAGAACACCCAGUGAGUGCAACCAACCCAGGGGAGAAGACCCGCCCCCAAACCAUUUACAUACAACCCUUAGGAGCAAAUCGUGCGAGUCGUACUUUUCCGAAAGGGGGGUCCUCUCCGAAUCGAAACAGCCAAAAAUAAAUACCGCUCUUCUGAGGAAUUAUCUGCAAGGACAAGACAACCUGCAUCAUCACCAUGAGAAGGAAGAAAGACAAUCCUGCAAGAAUACAAAAAGUUCAAGUGAUUGUGGAGACCAGCACUUAGGGAAAAUUCCCCCAAAGGAAGACAUGAAGAACCUUUUGAACGACACAAAUAAAACGGGUUCUACCAGAACCUGCAAUGACACUUCAAGCAAAAUGGAGGAUCAAGAAAAAAAUGAAAACGCUAAAGUGGCCUACAUGAUUUACCUCGACUCGCUUUUCCCCUCCAUCAGGGGAAAUAAAAUUUUGCACAAAUUGAAAAAGUACCUGGAGCACAUGCUGCAGAGGGAUUACGCAUCUUCCGCGGGGGUAGCCACGACACCAGGGGUUGCCCCCGCCGCUACCACGAACGCUACGACGAAUGUUACGGCGAAUGCUACCGCAAACGCUACUGAUGAUAAGCCGUCCACUGCUGCCCCCCCGCGGAUUUUCUUCAAAUUCGUCUACCCCAACGUUAUCCCCAAGCAAACCAACACUUACGACUGCGGUAUUUAUAUUAUCCAGUUCGUUUUGCAUUUGUGUCUGAACAAGCACCUGGUCGAAAGUGAGUUGAUCAAGUCGUGCCUGGACCAGGGGAAGAGCAGCCCUGGCAGUGACCGGUUUCGCUUCAACCUUCACAAUAACAGGCGCGAUGUUGGGGGUUCCUACUCUAGGUCAUGUGUAGGAAAGCCCACCCCGUGGUUCUCCCCAAAGGAUAUCAGCUUAAAGCGCAAGCAAAUGAAGAAGAUGCUCCUCUACAUGAAAAAUGUGGUCGACUGGAAAUCGGACAGACACAUACAGGCCCUCAAUUUGCUUUUUUUGAAGAGUCACAGUGUGGAGGGUAGGAAGGCCAAAGUGGAAGACUCCUCU